This is a messenger RNA of Aureobasidium subglaciale EXF-2481, 1855 nucleotides long. RefSeq lists its product as uncharacterized. Lineage: Eukaryota; Fungi; Ascomycota; Dothideomycetes; Dothideales; Saccotheciaceae. The record is from RefSeq and is a predicted model, not a curated record. The coding region runs from base 496 to 1626 and encodes 376 amino acids. The transcript has a single exon.
UCGUCGUGUCCUGUAUCGUGGAUUUUUUCGUGUCUCGCCAAGAGAUCUCUCCUUCGAAAGGAUAUGUCACAUACUGCACACGUAUGUCGCCUCCCAGACUCGUGGUUGUGCGCGUGACGCGUCAGGGAGCUCUGAGUGGCAUACGACUUGUGGCAGGUGCCGCACUCGAACAUAGCUAGGACGUGAUUUCCGCAGGACACCGGUCACUCGACUUGGAGUCUGCCCGCCAGAGAGGAGCAAAGGAAAAGUCUAGAGUGGCAUCGCACGGAGUACCCCAUACUUCCCCAGACCUCGGAUAACCCCUUAUCUGAGACAAUAUACUUUCUGGUGUUUCUCAUGCCACUUUAUCCGAAGCUUGUCUCCAGGUUGAUGCGCAAAUAGAUCAUGCUGUGAUGGCUCUGGUCGCUAUUGUAUAUCUCGAGAGCAGAGCCGGGGUACGACAACCAAAGCAAUCUUGAACACAAUCACUAUCUUUAUCACAUUCCAAGCUCAACCAUGGGAAAGUCAGCAUUUAUCACGGGUGCGAAUGGCAUUAGCGGUAGUGCGAUCCUGGAGUACCUUGUCGCAAACACUACCUCUGAGCAAUGGAGCGAGAUCAUUGUAACUUCCAGGAGCCCCUUCAAGACCACCGUCUCGGACCCCCGCAUACGGUUUAUCGCACUGGACUUCACCGAGGACUCAUCUAAACUCGCCGAGAAGAUGCGCGAUGUGUGCAAAUCUGUUACUCAUGCGUACUUUUGUUCCUACAUUCACAAGGAGACCUUUGAAGAGCUCAACCCUGCAAACAGAAGUCUUUUCGAGAAUUUUUUGGACUCUCUGAUUGAGGUUGCCUCAGGACUGGAAAACGUCACUCUCCAGACAGGAGGCAAGCACUACAAUGUCCACCUGCACCCAGUCGCGUCACCUGCUCGUGAAGAGGACCCUCGAGUCAAGGAGACUAUCGACAACUUUUACUACCCACAAGAAGACCACCUCAUCGCACGACAAAGGGGUAGCAAGUGGGUGUGGAAUGUGAUCCGUCCUGAAGCAAUCAUUGGGUCUACUCAGAAGCCCAAUGGUAUGAAUGAAGCUCUCACUCUGGCUCUCUACUUCUCAAUCUGCAAGGAACUGGGCACCGAUGCCCCUAUGCCGACCAAUCAACGCUACUGGGGCGGCGUGGAUGAUGUUUCCUACGCGCCACUUAUUGCAGAUCUUACCAUCUUCGUAUCUACCAACCCUCGAUGCGGAAACGAAGCGUUCAAUGUAACGAACGGAGACUACUUCACCUGGCGGUACAUGUGGCCCCGCCUAGCUGCCUACUUUGGCGUCAAUGCCACUUCCGAUCAGGUGUUCCAGAAAGAGGUUCCCAAGGAGGGAGACAUCCAGCUGGAUUUUACUCUAGCUGAUUGGUCAUCAGACAAGAAAGAGGUGUGGAACAAGCUGUGUGACAAGAAGGGCGUGCCAGGCGCAAAGGACACUUUCGAAUUCGGCACUUGGCAGUUCCAGGACUGGGUCUUCCAACGUACUUGGAGCGCUACCCUGAGUGUCAACAAGGCGCGUAAAUUUGGAUGGAAUGGUCACAUCGAUUCUUACAAGAGUUUCACCGAAACCUUUGACAGAUUCAGAUCCUUUGGUAUGAUACCGUGAGGGGCGAUUUGGUCUCGCGUAGCUAGAAUAUGCGGUUGGGCAUGGAAACAAUCUUGUACGAAAUCACGCUGUAUCUGGUGGGUAAUUGGGAACAGCGUGCUUUUCUAUUUUCUUCUUGUAUUAUAGCAGAAAAGGACUUAUCAUCUCACACUAGUCCAGCAUCUGCCUGUUCGCUCGAGCGUCGGCGUGUCAGUUAAUGAGCACGAAAUGACAAACCAUAGCGGCCUAG